AUGGAUGCUAAACAAGGUGAGUUGAGAGUGUUGAUGUUCCCAUGGUUGGCUCAUGGCCAUGUUUUUCCCUUUCUUGAACUAGCCAAAGGCCUAACCAAGAAACACUUCCAUGUCUACUUGUGCUCCACGGCCAUCAACCUCGACUCCGUCAGAAACAGUCUCAACAACGAUCAUAUCCCGAUCGAGCUAGUCGAACUCCCUCUCCCAUCCCUCCCCGACCUCCCUCCACACUACCACACCACCAAGAAUGUACCACCCCAUCUUAGGCCUACCCUCAUGAGGGCCUUCCAAAUGUCGGCCCCCGCCUUCUCUGACAUCAUCGCCAACCUCAGGCCGGACUUGCUUAUCUACGACAUCGUGCAGCCCUGGGCAGCUAAGGCCGCUGCGUCACAGGGCGUCCCAGCGGUCUUCUUUGCCACGUCAGGGGCCACGACGUUUGCAUUUGUCCAUCACUUCUACACACACAAGAGUUGGGACAAUUUCCCUCGCCAGUCAAUAUGGCUUAAGGAUUAUGAGAGGAGGAUAAUUGAGUAUGAGCGUAAAAACUUUCCAGUUAGAGAUCCAGUGGAUGGCUUUGCCAAUGGGGUCUUCGACGUAUCAAAAGGCGUCGUCUUGAUGAAAACAUGCCGGGGUUUAGAGGGGCAGCAUGUAGAUUAUCUCUCCACCUUGUGUGGGAAAAAGAUUGUGCCCACUGGUUCAUUGAUCACAUUUGCUGACAAUCAAGAAACUGGGGGCUCAGAGAUCAUGGAGUGGCUUGGUGAAAGAGAGGUUGGCUCAACUCUUUAUAUAUCAUUUGGUAGUGAGAAUUAUCUGCCAAAGGAGCAGAUGAGGGAGAUAGCAAUAGGUUUGGAGGUAAGUGGUGUCAACUUCAUAUGGGUUGCUAGGGCGCCUGCUGGGAGUGAGGUUUCCUUAGAAGAUGCAGUACCUGAAGGAUUCCUCGAAAGGGCGAAGCCGAGAGGGCUGGUCGUCCAGGGGUGGGCUCCGCAGGCGGCAAUUCUGGCGCAUCCUGCUGUGGGCGGUUUCAUGAGCCACUGUGGGUGGAGCUCAAUCACAGAGAGUUUGUAUUUUGGGGUGCCGGUGGUGGCCCUGCCUCUGAAGCUUGAUCAGCCGAUGAACGCUAGGCUUGUGGUGGAGGUUGGCGUCGGUGUGGAGGUGGCAAGGGACGAGGAGGGGGGGCUCGAUGGGAACGGAGUGGCGGAGGCUGUGAAGGAGGUGUUUGUGGUGGAGAGUAAGGAGAGGUUGAGGAGCAGAGCAAGAGAAAUGAGUGAGAAGAUGAAAAUGGAGGGAGAAGAAGCAUUUGGAGAAAUUGCAGCAGAGCUGACAAAAGUUUGUGCUGGGAAAUGAUCAAGAAAUCCACC
This is a messenger RNA of Salvia splendens (bonfire salvia), 1358 nucleotides long. Its product is annotated as beta-D-glucosyl crocetin beta-1,6-glucosyltransferase. Gene Ontology annotation, molecular function: UDP-glycosyltransferase activity. The transcript has a single exon. The coding region runs from base 1 to 1344 and encodes 447 amino acids. Lineage: Eukaryota; Viridiplantae; Streptophyta; Magnoliopsida; Lamiales; Lamiaceae. The record is from RefSeq and is a predicted model, not a curated record.